Penicillium macrosclerotiorum is the source of this 222-nucleotide messenger RNA. Its product is annotated as serine/threonine protein kinase. Lineage: Eukaryota; Fungi; Ascomycota; Eurotiomycetes; Eurotiales; Aspergillaceae. The record is from RefSeq and is a predicted model, not a curated record. The annotation marks the transcript as partial. The transcript has 2 exons.
AGCCCUGGAAAGAAGGGAUCAAGGGAGAAACCAAGUCGGUCGAUUCCCGCAAGAGACUACUCGCUGGCGAAGGGAGGAGGCAUCUCCUUUGUGUACGAGGUCCACCCUCUCAUCGUGGUCAAGGUUCCUAAGUCCGGCCAGGAAGAGAAGGAGCAAUUUCACAAAGAACUCAAGAUCUAUGAGAUUCUAUCCCGGAAUUCGCCCUGUCCCUCUCUAGUGUAG